ACGAAGGUCCUGAAUCUCAAUGUCAGGGAAGUCGAGAUUUAGGGAUGCUGCUGGUUCGACAAAUCGACGAGAUUGUGUCAUCGAGGUCCGAGUCUGCGUCUCCGACGAUUCUGGCUGCGAGCCUGUGAGCCAGUGAGCGUGGAAUGGGUUCUUCCGAGUCCGAGAGUCGAGAGUUUGAGGACGAUGUGUGGGGAGCAGACGACGAUGAUGCUGGUGUCGUGGGGCGUUCGUCUCAGACCGACGCGGAUCUGGCUAGAGAAUGGGAGGCUCGGCGGAAUCAGUUCCAUACACUGGGCUACCGGGAUGGUAUAAGCGCAGGAAAAGAGUCUAAAGCGCAAGAAGGAUUCAACGUCGGCUUCGAGGAAGCUGUCGUCGCUGGAUACAACUGGGGACUGGCCCGCGGGGCCACAAGUGCCUUCGCAGCGCUGAGCCCUGCAUUGAAGGAGUCGCUUCUCACUGAUAAAGAUGCAACAAAUCGACUUGAAAGUCUGAAUACUUCAAUUUCGAGCAUUUCUUCAACCGAUGCCAUGCGCAUUUUUUACGAAGAAACUAUUUUGAGGAAGGGAACAACUGGCAGCCAAGAAGGGGUGCAAAUUGUCACUACCGAGAACUCAAAUAUCGUCAUUGCUUCUCCUCAAACCGAGAGCACGUCAAGUGGAUGUUGCGGCGGAAGAGAAGAUUGUGACAUGCAACGGCUGAGCUUAGAGCCAGAGGCAGAGAAGGCAACAAGGUCAGGUAAGACUUUCGAGGCUGGAACAUCUUGUACGUCAAGCGGAAGCCCUGGUGAUGCAUCAACGACGGACGAAAAGGAAAAGGCCGACUUUUCCUGCGCGGAUGCAUCUAACAAGAUGGUAUCAGACUUGAAUUCUGCUCAAAACGUUGACACCUAUGAUAUGAACAGUCUAUCUAGACCACGCAACAGACUUGAGCUGCUGCAAGGCAAAGUAGAGAUAGAGUUCAAGCCCUUCGUUGUGAAACUAAGUCCUUUCCCUGUCUAACCAGACAUUGUACUCUUUUCUCGUUUAUCGCACGGCUGCACCACAUGUAAAUUAGUGGACCAUCAAAGCGGUGAUGGAACAAGUUUUUUGAAUAAGUGAUGCUCUACUUCCAUGUGUGGAAGUCUGGGUUUGUGCAUAACAGUUGCAUUGAUGAAUUCGUGUGCACGACUGUGAAGGACAUACCAACUGUAUAUCAGUUUCUCACAACAGUUUUGCUUGGAUACCAUAAACUUUUCUGCCAAC
This is a messenger RNA of Marchantia polymorpha subsp. ruderalis, 1241 nucleotides long. Lineage: Eukaryota; Viridiplantae; Streptophyta; Marchantiopsida; Marchantiales; Marchantiaceae. The record is from the annotation of a GenBank genome assembly.